Aspergillus nidulans FGSC A4 is the source of this 300-nucleotide messenger RNA. RefSeq lists its product as uncharacterized. Gene Ontology annotation, molecular function: proton-transporting ATPase activity, rotational mechanism. Gene Ontology annotation, cellular component: vacuolar proton-transporting V-type ATPase complex. Gene Ontology annotation, biological process: proton transmembrane transport. The record is from RefSeq and is a predicted model, not a curated record. The transcript has 4 exons. Lineage: Eukaryota; Fungi; Ascomycota; Eurotiomycetes; Eurotiales; Aspergillaceae. Bases 1 to 300 code for a protein of 99 amino acids.
AUGCCGAGAGAGAGGCUCAAAAGAUUGUUCAGCAAGAGGAUAAGGGACGCAAAGGCGGAAGCGCAGAAGGAAAUCGAGGAGUACAGGAAGCAGAAAGAGGAAGAAUUCAGAAAGUUUGAAGCAGAGCACUCGAGCGGUUUCAAGAAGGCGGAAGAUGAUGCCAACAAGGAAGCCGAGUUCAAGCUGGAAGAAAUCAAGAAGGACGGAAAGGAGAAGGGUCCGAAGGUUGUCGAGAAACUCAUUCACGCGCUGGUUGAUGUGAAGCCCGAACCCUCCGCCAAGAUCGUCACCAAGGCAUAG